AUGCUGCUGUCCACGACGCGGAUCUGCUGGAGGCCCAGCGUGGCGCGUGAUGCGGGAUGUCAUUUGCUGCGUCGGCGACUGCGGCAUCUUCGCCAGACAAACCGCGCCGCUGAGGAGCAGUUGCGGGAGCGCCGGCGUCUUCAGCAUCUUCUGCGAGAGGAGCAGCACAGCACCAGCGCUACGAGUAGCAGCCGCGGCGGUGGGUCGGCGACGGGAGCGGCAGCUGCGCAGCUGCGUGCCCUUCAGCUACUACCCCGCAGUGAUGCCCUUGAGGCUGCGAUUGCGCUGUCCAUCAGCUCGAAUCGGGAUGCGCGCACAGAUCUGGAGUUGGUGCGCUGUCUGGUGAACAGUACCUUGCUCUCCUUUGCGUCCCCCGUGGGCAAGCGGUGGGACCCGUACGACGUGAAGCCACAGGUCUUUGCUCUGGAUCACUACAUAGCGCUGCCCGUCUUCACAUCGCUGGACUACGUGCGACUGUUCUGCCAGCGCUUCGGCUUUGCGGUGCGCGACCCGAGCGGUGUGCUGUGGGCAUCCGGCUCAACCACCACGGCCUCUACUGGUGUUGAGGUACCAAGCACGGGGUUUCUGCCUGACGCGUUGCUCCAGAGUAGGUGGUGGCAACAGCGGCACUGGCAGCAACAGUCAUGCGCCUCUGCUGAAGUAACCAUGCAGGAGAGGGACGAGGCCGCCCCGUCGGCGGGAUCGCGGAGGGGCCAUUCAGGUCAAGAGGGGGAGGCGAAUGCUGCGCCGGAAGAAGGCACAGGAGCACAAGCGCUUGAGAGCGCUGGCGUGGCGCUGAAGACAGCUGAGCACACAAUUCCUGACUCUUCUCCUCGUAGUGACGCAACACAGGCAGGGCUUUCCACAACACUCGACGACACCUCUGUCGACGCAGAUGCGCUCUUCGAUACGAUGCUGAUGGACGGCUUUGUGGAGGGAGAGCUUGACCCAUCGAGUGUAUCUCAUGAAACUCGCCCAGCUGCGCCAGCGGCGAGGGCGGCGCGUACGCGCGCGCAGAGGCGCCCACGCGGGGUCAAAGGUAGGGCGAGGGGUAUUGGGUGCAAGGCAACGUCAUCAAGGCACCAUCCCGUCCGCCGAGAACGACUUGCCGGGAGGCGUCGGGCGACAGUGGGAAAAGUGAGGGCAUCCGCGCUGCGUGGGGAGAGAGCAGCAGGUGCAGAAUCGGCAAAGACUGUGACGGACGAGGCGAAGAGGACCUACUGGGAGUCCGUCGCCCAGACAGCGCCUUUCCAAAUAAAGCAAGCCACCCCGCUCCCCACGUUUGGACCUUUCCUGCAUCCUUUCCUGAUCGGCUACUUUGCAGAUGUCUCCACGCUGCUGCAUAACGCUUCCAUCGUGCCGGAGAAGGUGGAUAUUGUGUUGAAUCCAGCCUCUCCCUUAGAGUUUGUGCUGUCACGGGAGGCGACGGACCGCGUGCUGCACAAGGAGCAGCUGCUCUACCACGCCUACCUGAAAGUCGAGAAGGAGCUGCAGCGCGAAUUCAGUCUCUUUUUUGCCUCCUGCUGCCCGGAAGUCAUCUCUGCCUCCAGCGCGUGUGUGCCAUUGCCAAUGAACGCAGACGAAGUGAACGUGGCAUGGCUGGCCUCUCAGUGCCCCAUUAACAGUGGUCGCCGAAGUCGCGGGUCAGCAGCUUCGUCGCCGAACGAGGUGCAAGCCUACCGGGAGCGGACGCGGCUGCUUCGCGAGGCGGAGUACUGCAAUGGUGUCACCUACGAGCUUGUUCUCCUCAUUCAGAGCACCUCACUGGAGGAGACCUUCACCAAGAUUCAGCAGGCAAAGCAUCAAUCGGUUUUGAUGGGCCACGCGGAUCUCGAUGUGCUGCCCGAGAUCGCUGCUGCUCCACACGUGCGCGAGAUGGCACACCACUUUUACGAUGGAACCAGCGAACGGGAGAAGAGGUCGGCGCAGCAAGCGCUCACCGCACGGCGGCAACGGAGCUUAGCCGACAAGCCACUUGGCGAUGUCACUGCUAUGAGUGACGGCGCAGCAGCGGUACAGGUUUCCGGGAACAUGGGGGCUUUUGUGCAGCGAGGGAUACCUCGCACCAUCAAUGUGUCUCAGUCGGCUGACUCAUACUUCCACGUCCCCACCAACGCCUACACAGAGGCGCACGCAGUCUUCACGGAGGACCUCAAGGUCAAUCGUGGACAGUGA
This is a messenger RNA of Leishmania braziliensis MHOM/BR/75/M2904, 2175 nucleotides long. RefSeq lists its product as hypothetical. The transcript has a single exon. NCBI's taxonomy places the organism in Eukaryota, Euglenozoa, Kinetoplastea, Trypanosomatida, Trypanosomatidae. The record is from RefSeq and is a predicted model, not a curated record. The coding region runs from base 1 to 2175 and encodes 724 amino acids.